AAGGAGAAAAGAUGGCGGGACGUUCAAAAGCUCGGCGGAGCGUCCGGAUUUACAGCCUGAGAAAGUGAAGCUCAAAGAGCCAUCCUGCGACACGAACCGUGGCUGCCCCGGCUCUCACCCGGAGCUCGGGCGCUGACCAUGAGUGGAAGCCGGCUUAAACUCGGCCCUUUGGCCGCUGUGAUGGGCACCCCGCUGGAGGAGCAACAGGCGGCUAAACCGAGAGCAAACCGCCUGAGCAGGAGCUCCAGACAGAGGCUGGGAUCUGAGCAGGACUCCCCGAGGAGCCAGCGGGCAGAGUUUAAGACCCCCACCAGAAUCCCCAGGUUCAGACAUACAGGAAGUGUCUGCGGCGAGUCUCCGCACAACGAGUCCGACUUUCAGCAGGACAUCAUCUGGGACGCCACCUCCCCUUCGCCAAACAGACGCGGUAAAAGAGGAAAAACGCGCCCAGCCGGAGCCGUGAGCAUCUCGGAGAUCGUCAACAGGAUUGCUCCAAAGCACGGCAGACCCGAGGACACGGACCCGACACUACAGCAGUGGAUCGGAGACAGCGCCACCAUCCCCUGCACGCCAGACGUUCAGCCGCCCAAACCAAAGAAGAAGUCCCCAAGGCCGAACGCCGUCGACGACCUGCUGAAGCUCGCCAAGCAGUUUGACUUCAACAUGUUUCGUCGGGAUGAGGAGGCGGCGGAGGACCUGCACCAGCAGAGCCUGGAGCUCCUGUCCGAGGACAUCCUGGAUUUCGAGAACGGCGUUGAGAUUGAAGUUUCUCCCUCACUUCAUGGAAGCCGUCUGCCUGCUGCGAGCGUUGUGGCGGGGACGGGCGUGCGGCUUCUUCCAGAUCAACACACAGACGACGAUCUGGACUUCCUCUUCGAUGGGCCGACUCAGCACGUGAGCGGGAACCUGAGCCAGGCCUGCUCAGCUCAGUCGCAGGUCAAACCUCCCAGAGAGGCUUCUGGGAAACCGUGCGUCUCGUCACUCGGCCCCACUUCAGCCGUUUCCACGCCGCACGGCAACGCCACGUCAGCCCGCGACGACUUCGAGGACGACUGGGGAGACGACGACCUGCUAAAUGACUCUUUGGUGUUAGAGAUGACGCAAAACCCUCUGAAGUUCGCUUCUCCGAAGCUCUGCUCCACCCAGAAACCUGCCGGCCCGGCGAGACGUCAGAGGGAAGCUGAGCCCGCCGUCGGGCUCGGCCAAUCUGCCGCAACCAGAGUGGAAAAGGAAAACGUCAGGCCGAGAGCAACGUUCCUCCUGGAGCCUAAUCCUGCUUUCUCUGUCGACAGGAUCCAGAACGCACGCCGGCAGGCGGGCUGCAGCUCGAGUCCCGCCGGUAGAGGCGCCGUGCAGAGCGCGUCCUCACCUCGGCGUGCCGGGCAGACCUGUCGGCUCAACUCGGUGAAGCUGCAGAAACCAGCGUCUGACCAAAGAAGGACGUCUGCCGGGAUCUGCCGGGCUGCAGCGUCACAGACCACGAACGCUCCAAACUUCCCACAGGAAGCUGGAGUUUCCUGCCACAGCACGCCGCCCGCCGACGGCGACUUCCUGGAUGACGACCUGGACGCUUUCUUCCUGUCAGAGCCGGUCUGGGACGACCUGGCGGACGAUGAGCUGCUGUGUGACAUGUGUGAGGAGCUGGAGAGCCAGAUCCAGGGCGUGGCUGAGAAACGGGCUCCUCUGAUUGGUCAGAUUCCCAACCAGAGCGCAGCUCUGCGGCCGACUGGCAGAACCGGACGGGACGACAGGAUCUGGCAGCCGGAAGCUCCUCCCCCCGCAGGUACGGGCGAAGCAGCCGGCAGCUCAUUGGCCGGAGGUUCUGCCUCCAGCGUCACCGUGAAGGUGAACGACACUCUGAGGUUCACAGGAAGAAAAAUGGCGUCGGGCUCCACGGUCGAGUCGAGUCUGCAGGAGAGCAGGCGGGCGCAGUGGACCGCCGCGCUGCAGAGAGCGCCGCAGCAACACGCCAUCAAAGACCAAUUCGCCUUCAAGAGGCCGACUGACCCGCUGUCCACGGCGACCGACGACGGUCGGGGGAAAUGUUCGCCCGCCGAGAUCGAGCGGAAGAAGCAGCAGGCGAUGGCGAGGAGACGGCAGCGGCUGCAGGCCGCUCAGAACCUCCGAGGUGUGACGUGACGACCCGCGGGGAUGAGCGCCGGGUCGCCUGCCCGAGGAUGAAAGCUGGUGGACACGAGGGCAGCAGCUGCUGCGCUCUGAUUGGUCCGCCGAGGGUGACUGAUGUCAGCUGACGUCACUGCCGCCUGUUUUUAACUGUUUCUGUGUUUUUGGUUCGCAGUAAAAUAUCUGAUGAACUUUGGCGUCCGAUGUAAAACUAGGAUGUAUCUGCACGCCAGUGCGCGAGGCUGGCGCGGCAUCACAGCAGCCGGGCUUCUCUCGCUCGCCGUGUUUUCACCUGCACAGGAAAACAUCGUGUGGACAAUCGUUGUCACGGAGAGAAGAUUCCACCUGCAGUGAAAACUGAAAAGUUUCUACCUGCU
This is a messenger RNA of Neolamprologus brichardi, 2501 nucleotides long. The record is from RefSeq and is a predicted model, not a curated record. NCBI's taxonomy places the organism in Eukaryota, Metazoa, Chordata, Actinopteri, Cichliformes, Cichlidae.